Molecule: messenger RNA, 2093 nt
Organism: Tarenaya hassleriana
Lineage: Eukaryota; Viridiplantae; Streptophyta; Magnoliopsida; Brassicales; Cleomaceae
Product: F-box/FBD/LRR-repeat protein At1g13570-like
Molecular function (GO): protein binding
Source: RefSeq, a predicted model, not a curated record
AUAAAAUCAUAGGUUAAUUUAUGUCAUGUUUUAAUUUGUAGUUUCUGUUCGCAUCAUCACCAUCACCAUCAUCAUCAUCAUCAUGAGAAUUUUCAUGGCGUACAACAGAAAAAAAAUUUGGUAAUAUUCUUUGUUUUUGCCAUUUUCUGGAAUUAUACCCAAACACGGAGCUGGGUAAAUAUUCUAUAUUCUGAUAAUUGUUCGACCACAUGGAACAUAUGUAUAAACACAACACAUGCAGAUUUGUCCCAAUUUUCUAUACUGGAAAACGAUUACUUAAAGAAAUGAUUUCGAUCGUCGUGCACAGUAAUUUUAACGUGAAUUGUAAAUGUAUCCAUAUAUGUUUGUUGUAUUUUGAAAAUUUGUAAACUAAUUAAUUUAAAUGCGAAGAAACUCAGGGAAGGACGACCAAACAUCAUAACGAAUCGAAUCGGAAUCAGAACUCAUGUCGGAGUCUUUUCUGAAAUCAUUUGGUGCUACGGUUUCGUCUCUUACAGUUGCGAUAAACCAAACUCUAGACACAGAAUUGAAUGGGGGCAAAAGUCUUUUCAGGAAGAUCUAAUUGAGUUCUUGGAGCCCAUGUGAGAGAAUCGCAUUCGAUCAUCUCGGCAAUUUGAUCAAAUCGUCCUGCAAUCAGUCGUCUCGGCCAGUGAACGUCUCCGAGUACCCCCCAGAUCGCUGAAAACCCAUAAUCGCUCAGGGAAGAUUGUGUUGUUUCGAUUGAUUCUACGGCUUGAAAAAGCGGAUGGGCGAGCAUUCAUCCGUGGAUCUUAUAAGCGAUCUGCCUCAGAGCGUGAUCGAGAGCAUCCUUGCUCGGCUUCCCAUCAGAGACGCGAUAAGGACGAGUGCCUUAUCCAGCAAAUGGAGGUAUAAGUGGUCUACCCUUACUCACCUUGUAUUUGAUGAGAAAUGCAUCACUCCUGCCAAUGAGCGUGGCCUCUUGGAGAACAACCUCGUCAAAUUCAUAACAGGGGCCCUUCUUCUUCACCGAGGACCCAUCCACAAGUUCCAGCUCUCCGCUCAUUUCCUGCAAUGCCGCCAAGACAUUGACCAGUGGCUGCUCUUUCUUUCUAGGAAUGAUGUCAAGGAGCUUGUUCUUGAGUUAGGGGAAGGUGAGUGGUUUAGGGUUCCUUCCUGUCUCUGUUGUGGGAAACUAACCCGUUUGGAGUUGUGCCAUUGCGAGCUCGACCCACCUCAGAGCUUCAGAGGUUUUUCUUGUUUGAGGAGUCUUAGCCUCCAUCAAGUUCUUGUCCCCCCUGAAGUGAUCGAAAGUCUUAUCUCGGGCUGUCCUCUUCUCGAGUUCUUGUCAUUGUCGUACUUUGACAGUUUAGUUCUAAGUAUAUCAGCUCCCAAUCUGAAGUACUUGUAUCUAGAUGGUGAAUUCAAGGACAUUUUCCUUGAGAACACCCCUAAGCUUGUAUCGAUAUCGGUUUCAAUGUAUAUGAAUGAGGAUUCUGCUGAGCAUUUUGAACAAAGUUCAGCCUCCAAUCUUGUUAAGUUCCUUGGGGGUGUGACCCUUCUCGAGAAGCUCGUCAGCUAUAUUUACUUCACCAAGUACUUGAGCAUAGGCGAUGACCCUGGAAGGCUUCCAGUUACUUACAUGUAUCUGAAGACAAUAGAACUUUACCAAGUUAGCUUUGAAGAUGCAUGUGAAGUACUCGUUGUUCUUCGUCUAAUCACUCACUCUCCUAAUCUACGAGAGUUGAAAAUCUCGGGUUCACCAAACCAGCUCCUUCCUCCCGAAGAAGAUGACGCGGAACUGUUCUUGAAAGAGUGUUCGGACUACAAACUCCCGAGGCUUAGAAACGUGAAGAUGACCGACAUUUCUGGCAUCAGAAACGAGCUCGAGUUUGUCUGGUUCCUGCUCGAUAACUCUCUGGAACUCGAGACUGUCCUCAUCGCUCCGUGUCUGUCGGAUUCAGACGCCAGAGUAGAUAUGCUCAUCGAUCUGCUCAAGUUCCAGCGUUCAUCUCCCCGAGCUAAGAUCCUUUUCCUUCAGGACUGAUAGAUUCCCUGUUCUUGGAAAAAUAAUGUGAAACCGACAUUGUAGAAGAAAAAUGGAAUACUUUAUGACAAAGCCAUUGAAUUUUCAA